Cylindrotheca closterium is the source of this 322-nucleotide messenger RNA. Lineage: Eukaryota; Bacillariophyta; Bacillariophyceae; Bacillariales; Bacillariaceae. The record is from the annotation of a GenBank genome assembly.
AUGACAUCAGCAACAUCGUCAUCGUCCACAACAUCAUCAUCGUCAACAACAACAACAACAACAAUUCCUGCCAUCAUUCCUCGAGCUGCCGUGGCAGUGACGGUCCAAACAGUCUUUCAAGGAACGUAUUAUUAUCUAUUGAUUCAACGCAAGAAUCCACCCGACGCUGGGAAAUGGUCCCUUCCGGGUGGUAACAUUGAAUUGGGGGAACCGACGUUGCAAGCGGCCCAACGAGAAUUGCAAGAAGAAACCAAUGUAGCAUCAUCCAACGACUGCUGCCAAUGGUAUCCAUAUCCCUUCAUGACGACCGAUGCGAUUGUUC